AUGUACAACAUAAUAUUCGUUUAUUUAGCUGUGAGUUUCGCGCUUAUAAACGCUGCAGUAGGAAACUCAUUUGGAAAUGAUCCUGCUAUAUUAGCUUUCAAAAAGAAAGUCAUAAAUGAACUUAAGGAUUAUACUAAUAUUCAACCACGUGUUCUGAAAAUAAUGGAAGAUGUGAUAAAAAAUGUUGAAGAUAGUACAACUAAUAUUCGAGAAACUGAGAGAACAUUACAAGCCAAAAUAAAAAUAGAAAAAUCAUGGGGAUUCAGGAUACUUAUAACGUAUAUGAAGUCUAAUAACAAUGAAGAAAAGUGCAAUCAAUUUAAAACAUUCCCUGAAGAAGAUAUUAAGGAUCUAGAUGAAUUGAUUGCUAAAAAAUACAUGAAUAUAAAGUCGUUUAACAAUGGACUAUUUAUGCACGAAUUCGCUGUGAGAAAUGUUGAUGAAUUAAUAUCUUUAGCAAAGAAAAUUGGUGGUAAUGCAAAUGAGAUUUUCUCUCUACUUCAUCUUAAUAAUCAAUUAUUUUGUGCUAUUUUAUGUUCAUCUUUAUGUCAAGUAUUGUAA
This is a messenger RNA of Schistosoma guineensis, 561 nucleotides long. The record is from the annotation of a GenBank genome assembly. NCBI's taxonomy places the organism in Eukaryota, Metazoa, Platyhelminthes, Trematoda, Strigeidida, Schistosomatidae.